Pogonomyrmex barbatus (red harvester ant) is the source of this 3096-nucleotide messenger RNA. RefSeq names its product mannosyl-oligosaccharide glucosidase (gene GCS1). The record is from RefSeq and is a predicted model, not a curated record. Gene Ontology annotation, cellular component: endoplasmic reticulum membrane. Gene Ontology annotation, molecular function: Glc3Man9GlcNAc2 oligosaccharide glucosidase activity. Gene Ontology annotation, biological process: oligosaccharide metabolic process; protein N-linked glycosylation. Lineage: Eukaryota; Metazoa; Arthropoda; Insecta; Hymenoptera; Formicidae.
UUCGUUCUUUUGCUGUGAUUGGUUCGCGCGUUCCGUUCCGCUGUGGAUUUCCGCGCCAUGGGACACCAGUCUAAGUUUGCCCAUCACCAGCCAUGGAAACACGCUACACUGUCCCAGUAUUGCACUAGUAAGCGAUAGUGCAGCCAAAGGAGAACGUUACAAAUUUUGCAUCCUUUCCCUUAAACCGAGAAACUUCCUGUCAAUAGCAUUUCAGAAAUCUGCCUUUAUUACACGAGUCUAAUUUUUUUAAUAUCCCAAAGGAGGAAAAAGAAAUAAUUCUUAUUGUGCAUUUCUUUUUGAAUCAAUGUCGAUUUGCUUCUUCAAAAAAUCGAAUGUCUUAUCUCGAGAUACGACAUCGACGAAGUCGUGAAGUUAUGAAGAGCUACAUUCAUACUUCGGCUACAUUCAUACUUGACCGUUCCGUAACUUUUAUCGUGAGAUUUUCAUAAGCGGCGCGAGAGGCGGCCGACGGAAGAUAACCUAAGUUGCCGUGUGCCAUAUGUCGGGGAGAACAUCAGCGAUCACGAGUUCUCUGAUACUGCGAGGGAGGAGAGAAAGAAAGAGAGAGAGACCACAUUCCGUACUUUAAAGAGAGAUUAAAAUGCCGAAAGGUAGAGUGCAAGAGAAACCUGCUAAAAUAAAAGUCAAGCCUGCAAACACAAACUCGGUUAAGACAAAUAAGAGUUUACAAUUACCGAUAAAUUUUAUGAUCGCUGCUGUAUGCAUUGCUGUUGCUGCUUGGUUCGGAUAUAAGGGAUAUCUUGAAACCAGAGUUAAUACUCCGUAUGAUGUAGAAAAGCUAGUUACUACAUCUGGAUUGGAUGUCCCCGAUAGAUAUUGGGGUACCUAUCGACCUGGUGUAUAUUUCGGUUUAAAAACAAGAGAUCCGCAUUCCUUGGUGACUGGUUUAAUGUGGUAUUUUCCACGUUUUCUACGUCAUGAUGGAAGUGGUUUCAGACAUUGGUGUGAGCAAGGCGAUAAAUUAGACAGAUAUGCAUGGCUAGAACAUGACGGGCGAACAUUUGGCGUUCAGGAAAUAGUAGAUAAUGCUGUAACUAUAAGAACAACAUUCGUGAAAAAGCCUGGAGGAUAUCAUGGUGGUGAUUGGACUGCGAGAAUUGCAGUGUCAUCAGAAAGAGAACGAAAUGGAGAAGAGAUAUCGCUGUUAUUUUAUACCGCUAUUGAGGAAGGCACGAAAGGUUGGAUAAAGGCUAAUUUAGGGGAUUAUAAUCGUUUGACGGGAAUCGAAGGAAAUACCCAAGGAUUGGGAUCUUUCAUUAUAAAUGUAAACUUAAUAAACGGCACUAUAGAAGAACAUUCCUUUUUGGCAACAGUUACUCCUGGUCUAAAUGUAUUGAAAGAAACGGUUUUACAAAAUCUUCGUGUUGCAACUCAGAAGGGAUCCAUGGAGAAACAUGUAGUUUUAGCUGGCGAACAACUAUCUUUACUGCCCGAAGGCAAGAAAAAGGAUCCAAAUUUUGUCGCUACUCAAGUGACAGGAAAAAUCCCUUUUGAGAUCGAAAUCAGUUAUGAAUCUGGCAGUUUUAGUAAUAGGAUAGAUAAAUUAACGGGCAAGAAUUAUGAUGAGGCUCUUAAGGAACAAAGACAAUCGUUCUCGAAGAAAUUUGAAAGUGUUUUUAAGCUGAAGUCCAAGGGAUAUACAGACGACGAAGUAGCGUUCGCGAAAAUGGCAUUCUCGAAUCUUAUAGGUUCGAUAGGUUAUUUUUAUGGAGCUUCACAGGUACAAAGUAUGUAUACUCAGGGACCUGUGCCUUACUGGAAAGCACCUUUGUACACCGCUGUACCAAGCAGGAGCUUUUUCCCGCGUGGUUUCCUGUGGGACGAAGGUUUUCAUGGUUUACUUAUCUCAGCCUGGGACACGGAGAUAGAAUUAGAUAUUAUAAGUCAUUGGUUUGAUUUGAUGAAUAUCGAGGGUUGGAUUCCAAGAGAAAUGAUUCUGGGCCAGGAAGCUCUGGCUAAAGUGCCCGGAGAAUUUGUAACUCAGAUUAACACGAAUGCGAAUCCGCCAACAUUUUUCUUAACGCUAGACUUUAUGCUCCAGCAUAAAGAGGAGGAUUUGCUGAACCGUAAUUUCCGAUUGCUAGACAAACUAUAUCCACGAUUGCAGGCAUGGUUCUCAUGGUUCAACGUCACACAAGUUGGCGAUCUACCUAGUACGUACAGAUGGCGAGGCAGAGAUGGGACGACUACUAGAGAAUUGAAUCCUAAAACGCUUACAUCCGGCUUGGAUGAUUAUCCCAGGGCUUCUCAUCCGAAUGUUGUCGAGCGUCACGUCGACUUGCGUUGUUGGAUUGCGUUCGCCGCUCGCGUUAUAGCUAGAAUCGCUGAAAUAUUGAGUUACUCUGCCAAGAAGUACCAGGAAACAUUCCAGUAUCUAUCCGACAAUAACUUAUUGAAUAAAUUACAUUGGUCGCCAAACGCGCAAGCAUAUGCUGAUUACGGUUUGCAUACCGACAAAGUGAUUCUACGGAAACCUGCGCCACCAUCACCUCAUAAACAGCAAUCUAACAUACAACCGCCGGAAAUGAUGCGCGUUGUAUUGGAGAAUCCAUCUUUCAAGUUCGUCGACACAACCUUUGGAUAUGUAUCAUUGUUCCCUUUCAUUUUGCAGAUCAUCGAACCCGAUUCGCCACAAUUGGGGAAAAUAUUGCAAGAUCUACGUGAUCCUGAUUUACUGUGGACGAAAUAUGGAUUACGCUCGCUCGCGAAAACAUCACCCUUAUAUAUGAAAUACAAUACGGAGCACGAUGCGCCUUACUGGCGCGGUCCCAUCUGGAUAAACAUGAAUUACUUGACGGUGCGGGCCGCGUAUCAUUAUUCUAACGUGACAGGACCGUAUCGGGAAAAUGCGAAAAGAAUAUACCAGGAGUUGCGAAAAAAUUUGAUACAGAAUAUUAUUAGACAGUAUAGAAAGACCGGAUACUUGUGGGAGCAUUAUGACAGUACUGAAGGAAAUGGUAAAGGAAGCCAUCCUUUUACGGGUUGGACUUCUUUGGUUGUAUUACUUAUGGCAGAAAUAUAUUAAAUGUCAUGCUGACAUACGUAUGUACAUAUAUACAUAUACAUGUAUAUAUA